Molecule: messenger RNA, 2269 nt
Organism: Alnus glutinosa
Lineage: Eukaryota; Viridiplantae; Streptophyta; Magnoliopsida; Fagales; Betulaceae
Product: ankyrin repeat-containing protein NPR4-like
Exons: 5
Coding region: 1-2088 (695 amino acids)
Molecular function (GO): protein binding
Source: RefSeq, a predicted model, not a curated record
AUGGUACGGAUGAUGGUGUGUAAAGAUUACAUACCAAAGCCGAGAUGGUACCAAAGGGGUUAUUUUGAAGAUCAGGAAUAUGUUUUACAUCCUCCUCUUCCUCGUCCUCGUCCUCCUCCUCCUCCAGCCGCUGCUCCUCCACCUCCAGCUGAAAAACCGAGGCCUGCUCCUCAUCCACAACCAGAAGCAGAUGAUCAUGCGGGAGAUGCAAGGAUGUCACAAGGAGAAUUGGGGCAGACAAAAGUGGAGGAGGCAAGCUCAACGGGAGAUGUUCGAAGGACUGAAACUAAUGAGAGGGAAAAGAGAUUGAAAUACCUUCAAAUCUAUCUUCCCCUCUAUCGAGCUGGCCUAGAAGGUGAUUGGCAAGCUACUAAGGCCAUACUUGAGAGAUAUCCAGAUGCCGUUCGACUUCCCAUAUCAGAAGACAAGCAAACUAUUCUUCACAUUGCAACGUUAGCAAAAAACUAUUCUUUUGUAACAGAAACGCUAAAAAGGAUGCGUCCGGAUGACUUAGAAUUGGAAGACACGGACCAUAACACCGCCCUUUACUAUGCUGCUUUGUCAGGAAGUGUAGACAUUGCCAAGGAGAUGGUGAACAUGAACCAAAAACUGCCAUUGAUCGGCCGUCCUUCGGGAACCGUUAAACUACUACCACUUCAUGCGGCAUCGAUGCUUCCAAAUAAAAAAAUGGUGGAGUAUCUAUUCUCUGCGACUCCUUUUGAACAGUUGACUGCUACUGAACGCAUUAAUCUCCUUAUUUCUACAAUUCACGCUGAUUUUUAUGAUGUAGCAUUGGAUAUUCUGAAAAAGGAUGCAACGUUAGCAACUACCGAGGACAGCGAAGGGCGCAUAGCAUUGGAAGUGUUGGCAUACAAAACUUUUGCAGUUGGCAGUAGAAGUCAGAUGUCAACAUCCUGGUACAAAGAGGGUUGGAAGAAACCUGUCAUGCCGAGGUUAGCCCAUGAAUUAAUUGACUGCCUUUGGAAAAGUAAUCAAAAAUUGGAAGACAAGAAUCCUGUCAUGCCGACGUCAGCCCAUGGAUCUUUAAUUGAGGACCUUUGGAAAAAUAUUCAAACAUUGCCAGACAAAGAGUUCUUAGACUUCGUUGAGAAACAUUCCUCUUUACUUUUUGUUGCUGCGGAAUUGGGGAAUGUUGAAUUUUUAACCAUACUUUUACGCUCUCAUCCCGAUCUCAUGUGGAAGAUUGAUUCAGACAACAGAAAUUUAUUUCACAUUUCUGUUUUACAUCGACAAGAGAGUGUAUUCAAUCUAAUACAUGAAAUAGGCGCUUUCAAGGAUAUGAUUGCACUCUGUGUUGACAAAAAUCAGAACACCAUGCUACACUUGGUUGGACACUUGGCUCCUACAAGCAGGUUAAAAAUCGUAUCAGGAGCAGUCCUUCAAAUGCAACGGGAAUUGUUGUGGUUUAAGGAGAUCGAAAAUAUAAUGCCGCCUGCAUACUUGAAUUCGAAGAAUUUAGCAGGCAAAACACCCCAAGAUAUAUUUACUGAGGAACAUAAAAAGUUACAAAGAGAAGGUGAAAAGUGGAUGAAUAAGACAGCAAACAAUUGCAUGCUUGUGGCAACAUUAAUUGUUACAGUCGUUUUUGCUGCAGCCUUCACUGUACCGGGUGGAAACCAUCAAGAAUAUGGCAUUCCUCUCUUGCUGAAAAAUAAAUGGUUUACGGUAUUCUUCGUAUCAGAUGUAAUCGCAAUGUUAUUUGCUUCGACCUCGAUAUUAAUAUUUUUUUCAUCAAUUCUAACAUCUCGUUACAAGGAAGAAGAUUUCCUCGAAUCUUUACCCAAGAGGUUGGUGUUUGGACUCACUGCACUUUUCAUCUCCAUAGUAGGCAUGAUGGUCGCCUUCAGUGCAGCUUGCAUUUUGGUCUAUAAGAGGAAAACGACAUGGAUUCCGUUUGUUAUAAUUGCUGUAGCUGUUCUCCCAAUUGUUUUGUUUGUUUGGCUAAUUAACGAUCUUUUGCUUGAUAUAUUCAGCUCAACAUUCUGGCCUAGAUCUCAUUUUGGGCCACGUAAACAUGGGCUUUUCAAGCAAAAGGUAGCUGUCGACCCCAACAAAAUUGAUCACUAGAAAAGGGAUCGAGGAGGCCCAGCAAGGAAUUUAGCAAAAAUCAAGACUUUUCAAUUGUUGUCCAUCAAACCUUCAAUUUAUUCUUUAUGAGAAUUAUUCUCGUUUGUGUGAGAAAUAUUUAAUUUCACAUUGUAUUUUUCUAAUUUGUAAACCCACUGAAGUCAAGUACCGUUUAAUAAGG